Messenger RNA from Dromiciops gliroides (monito del monte), 3872 nucleotides. RefSeq names its product transmembrane protein 200C (gene TMEM200C). The coding region runs from base 294 to 2297 and encodes 667 amino acids. The transcript is spliced from 3 exons. Lineage: Eukaryota; Metazoa; Chordata; Mammalia; Microbiotheria; Microbiotheriidae. The record is from RefSeq and is a predicted model, not a curated record.
GAGCGGCGGAGAGAUGAAGGAUGCGGGGAGGCUGCAUCUUCGCGCAACUGUCCACUAGGGCUGAAAAGUUUCUCCAUGGUUCCUUUGUGUCGUCGUCGGAGCCCCUUUCCUGCAACCUUAGACUCCCCCAGUCCUCCUCGAGGCGGACAAAACAUCUGCUGCACUCAUGUGACUCCAACAUAAAGAAAGAUUCAAUUAAAAGGAGCGCUCGGAGAGGGCAGUGGUGGAGAAGCUAGCUCCCCCCGGUACGCACACCUCCCCCCUGCAACCGCCCCGCAGUUCAGGGGCCCGCGAUGAUCGCCACCGGGGGCCUCCUAAGGAUCUCCGCCAGAAAGCAAGAUCCCCUCCGCCCGCAAAGCCAGGUCCCCAAGCGUAAGAGGAAAGCCAAAAAGAAACGCAAGAACGACGUGGUGGUAGUGAAGGGCAAGUUGAAACUCUGCUCUAUCUCGGGCCUGAUCGCCCUCUGCGGGAUCCUGGUACUGCUAGUAGGCAUAGCCAUGGCCGUGGUGGGCUACUGGCCCAAAGCCAGCGGGACCCACCGGGAGGGCGCUAAGCAGCUGUCCCCUGGGGGGAGUGGCCAUCGGGCCCUGGCCACUGCUAGCAGCGGUGCCAGAGCCAGCAGCAACAACAGUAGCAACAAAUACCCGUCGAGGGACCACUUGGGGGCUCCCAGUGUAGCCAACUCAGAAUCCAACUCGAGCUCCGUCUUUGCAACUAAGAGCACGCCUCCCACCCGGGCGGCCGCCCCCUCCUCCUCCUCCUCCUCCUCCUCCUCCUCCUCUUCGUCCACUUCGGUAGGUUUCCUCUUCCAACUCUUCUCUGGUUACUUGCAUUCUGACAAGCUCAAAGUCUUCGGGCCCCUCAUCAUGGGCAUAGGCAUCUUUCUCUUCAUCUGCGCCAACGCCGUGCUCCACGAAAACCGAGACAAGAAGACCAAGAUCAUCAACUUGCGGGACCUCUAUUCCACGGUCAUCGACGUGCACAGCCUCCGAGCCAAAGACCUGGCGGCGGCUGCAGCGGCUGCGGCCGCGGCCGCCUCGUCCUCUUCGGCCGCCACCUCGGGCCCCCCAGCUGCAUCCCCCCUUAAUGGUUUCAUCAGCUACGUGCAGUCCCGGGGUCUGGAGCUCAAGCCCGGCGGCAGCAGCCCGGGAGAUGCCUACGGGGCGGCCGCUAUGCUGGCCAAAGGCUCCUGGCACCCCCCGGCGCUGGGAGGCGGGGCUGCUGGUGGAGGCUGCGGAGCCCGGGGCUCCCUGUCCCCGCCGGACUUGGCUUCGUCCCCGCGCUGUCCGCGGGAGCCCCCCAGCCUGGCCGAGGCUGUGUACAGCAUCUAUCGGGAGCGCUCGGUCCUGGCGGGUCGCCGACGGGCAGCCGCCGCGGCCGCUGCCGCAGUGGCCGCUGCCGCCGCUGCCGCGGCAGCCAGCAGCAGCAGCCCCCCGCCGUGCAGCCCCCCGGAGAGCUGGGGGCGGCAGAGCACAGCCAGCUCCAUUGUGGGCUCGUCCCUCAGCGCCUUCGCCCUGCUGCCUUUGCAAGGGAACCGAGACCGGGUUGGGGACGGGGACGGGGACGGAGACGGGGACGGGGAGGGCGCCAGCUGCAGUUGGCAGCGACCUCCCGGAGAGAGGGGCUCCCAAGAGAUCCCGCGGGGGGAGUUUGAGUUGAGUUUGACGGAUCUGAGCGCGGGGGGCGGCCGCUGUGGCCGCAGGCGCCGGGAACCCAGAGAGUCUGAGGACGAGGAAGCCGCGGCAGUGGCGGCUGCAGCGCUCACGGUUACCGCCAGGGGGCAGGGCGGCCGUCUGCCCAGGACCGGCAAAUACUCGGCCUUGAGGCGCCAGAGCACAAGCGGUCUCCUCGACUGCAGGAGAGCCGCAUCCCCAGACCCCUCACCCAACCCCAGCGCGAAGGACGUGGACGUGGACGUGGACGUUUUGGCGGAAGCCUCCGCCGCAACCUCCUUUCCCCGGGGAGCCUCUCCCCCCGCCUUGGAGCAGGCGACCAGGAGAGACUCUCCGAGCUCCCAGUCGGAUCAAUCCAGCAGCAAUAAGGGCUACACCCCACUGGAGGAGGCGGGCACCUCCUUGGAGUCUAUCAUUGACACACCAGCCAGAAAACCCCAGGACUGUGCGGAGGACCCGACCCGGGAGGAGAGCCCCCAGGAGGGUACCAGCAAAGAGCAACAGACAGUCGAGCAACCUCGGCCAGUUCAGAGGCAGUUUACAAAAAAAGAGAAACUCAUCAUGAUCUCCCGGUCUCAUGCCAUAGGGAUGGAGGAUGGAGAAUUGGAAAAUACAGGCCUUUAGGAAAAAAAAAAUGCUUUAUAGAGACAAGAAGAGAGACCAAAAGAAAGAGGGAGCCACCCACUCGAGUCAUUGAAUCUCCAUUUCCCUUUUUCUCUGUGGAUUUAACCGAGGGAACUAGUCCAAAUCCAAAGAGCUGCAGGGCAGUUUUCCUUGAAUCGAGUUCACAGAAUUUCUGUAGAUAGCUCCAAGCAAUUUUUAAAAAAAAAAUGCAAACAAUCCUCUAUGUCCGAUUGUGAUUGUAUGUUCCAUGAAAACCAAAAUGUAUUAAAACAUCAGCAAUCUAGUAAUUAGUAAUAUUCCUAAUUUUCUUAGGAUCAAAUUAAUAUAUUUUUGACAACAACUGUGCACUUUAUUCAGCUUUUAAGUCCCUCAGUUGCCUAACCUGUUUACUCCACCCCUGGUUUUGUCAAAAGUUACUUGAAAAUGACAAGUUCUUUCCUCCUUUCUUGCACGAGAGUAGCAAGGGUUUUUUCCUCAGUUCUCUCAAAACUGAUCUUGCUAACAUGUUUUCAGGGCCAAAAGCAUCAGCAAGCACUUCAGUAAAAUCAAUUAGGAAAAAUAACAUUGCCCCCAUCCCUCCAAUCUCACCCAUUUAACUUCUCCCCUUUCCUUCCCAUUCCUCCCUUAAAAAAAAUUAAAAAUUAAAAAAAGUAUUUGAUUUUCCCCCUACAGUGUUAUGCUGUAGAGAGAGAGGUUUGGUCAAAGCUGGGGUCUGAUUGGAUUUGUUACAUUCAAGAUAUCAAGUACAAGAUGAUUUAUUGAGUAUUAUUACACAUGUAUUGACAAUAACAUUAAUCUUAAACAACCUUAAAUAAAAGUUUAUACACAAAAGAGGGUUAACAAAAGUUACUUAAUUUUGCCUUUGAAUUAGUGGACCUUAGUGAAACACAACCAUCUGUAAUGAUUAACUCACAAGACAGUAUAAAAAAAUAAUAUCGAUGCAGUCAAAUCAUGGUUUCAGAAAUUUAAAAUUAAGUGAAAUCUAAUAGGGGAAAAAAGAAAAGUUUGCUUUUCUAUGACAAAAAGUGCUACUUAACUGGAACUUACUUCUUAAUUAUUCUCUUCUGGUAGUCCAGAUAGGCCGGCUAGGUGGCACAGUGGAUAGGGUCCUGGGCCUGGAGUCAGGAAGACUCAUCUUCUUGAGUUCUAAUCUGAUCUUAGAAGAUCACUAGCUGUGUGACCCUGAGCAAGUCACUUAACCCUAUUUGCCUCAGUUUCCUCAUCUGUAGAAUGAACUGGAGAAAAGGAAGCAAACCAUUCCAGGAUCUUUGCCACAAAAACCCCAAAUGGUGUCACAAAGAUUUAGACACGACUGUAAGACAACUGAACAAGAAGUCUAAAGGUCUUCUUGAUCUUGCUUUGAUCAUUGUUAUCUAGUUUUCCAAGAUUCUAGAAAUAUAGUACUAAAUCAGUUUAACCUAGGAUCAUAGGUUUGACAUCAAAGUUCAUCUAGUUCAGGGGGGCAGCUAGGUGGCACAGUGGAUAAAGUACUCGUCCUGUAUUCAGGAGGACCUGAAUUAAAAUCUGGCCUCAGACACUUGGCACUUACUAGCUGUGUGACCCUGGGCAAGUCAC